Manihot esculenta (cassava) is the source of this 1196-nucleotide messenger RNA. Its product is annotated as inosine triphosphate pyrophosphatase. Gene Ontology annotation, molecular function: nucleoside triphosphate diphosphatase activity. The coding region runs from base 175 to 954 and encodes 259 amino acids. Lineage: Eukaryota; Viridiplantae; Streptophyta; Magnoliopsida; Malpighiales; Euphorbiaceae. The record is from RefSeq and is a predicted model, not a curated record. The transcript is spliced from 9 exons. Gene Ontology annotation, cellular component: cytoplasm. Gene Ontology annotation, biological process: nucleoside triphosphate catabolic process.
UACAUCGGUGUAGUGCAGGCACAAUUUCUUCAUUUUUACCUUUUCCUCGCGAAUCAAAAGCUCUCUAUAAGUAUCUCUCUCAUACUUGUAAACAUAACGUUAACAAAGGAGAGGCAAAGGAAAAGAAAAAGAAAAGUGAAAGGGGAAGGAAAAGGAAAAGACGCGACCAAGAAUAUGGCAGCAGAGGCCGCAGAAGCAGCGAAAGUGGUGCUUACUCGGCCGGUGACUUUUGUCACCGGCAACGCUAAGAAGCUAGAGGAAGUCCGGGCCAUUGUCGGACAAUCUAUUCCUUUACGAUCUCUGAAAAUUGAUCUCCCUGAGCUUCAAGGUGAACCAGAAGUGAUCUCCAAGGAAAAAGCUCGUUUGGCCGCUGAAAAGGUGGAAGGUCCUGUGUUGGUGGAGGACACUUGUCUCUGCUACAAUGCCCUCAAGGGUCUUCCAGGGCCAUACGUAAAGUGGCAUUUGGACAAAACUGGUCUUGAAGGUUUGAAUAACUUGCUGGCUGCUUAUGAGGAUAAAUCAGCUUAUGCAUUGUGUACAUUUUCAUUCGCUCUUGAUGCUGAAUCUGAACCUGUCACAUUUCUUGGGAAAACAAUGGGAAAAAUAGUUCCUCCAAGGGGACCCAAGGAUUUUGGAUGGGAUCCAGUUUUUCAACCUGAUGGCUAUGAACAAACUUUUGCGGAGAUGCCAAAGGAAGAAAAGAACACUAUUUCUCAUCGAUACAGAGCUCUUUUAUUGGUGAAGACCUACUUUGCUGAAUCCGGGUUUGUGUUUGAGAUUGAUGACUCCAAGGAGAAUGAGCAAAAUGCAUCUGACAAGAUUAAGAAAGAUUCUUCGGUUGAAAAUGAGAAUGAUGGCGCUACACCUAACAAGAGGAAAAGGGAAGAAGAAGUAGUUUCAGAAACUACAGAAGAGAAUGCAUCUGCGAAAAAGACUAAGGUUAAAGAGAAUUAGCCCUUAUUUAGGGAUUGGGAAUCACCGAGGAUCUUGGCAUAAGUUUCUUACUUUUUUUGUUUGCGUACACAAAGACAAUUACUUUUAUCUGAUCAAACUUGUUGGAGAUUCACUAUCUCCCGAAUUCUAAAUGAAGUUUUUUUGCAUGUAGAAGCUAUGAGUCAUGGGAACGGUAGAUUUACUCUAUGUAAUCAAUAUGAACCUUAUGAAAAUUAUCGUAUCUGCUAUUAGUUUUUAGUUAA